This is a messenger RNA of Cherax quadricarinatus, 1548 nucleotides long. Its product is annotated as ras-related protein Rab-23-like. The record is from RefSeq and is a predicted model, not a curated record. NCBI's taxonomy places the organism in Eukaryota, Metazoa, Arthropoda, Malacostraca, Decapoda, Parastacidae. Gene Ontology annotation, biological process: vesicle-mediated transport. Gene Ontology annotation, molecular function: GTP binding; GTPase activity.
CGUCUGCUGGUCAUCAGUAUGUGUCUGUCAGUGGGAGUGAGUGGGUGUACUUCACUACUAUCGCCUUCCUACAUCCACUUAACCUUUCUCGUGUCGUCUAAGAAAAGUGAGAUAUUUUAUCCGUCUACACCGAGCCUGCAUUAGCAUGAAGUGAAUAUGAGUAUUGGAGGACAAUAACAAGCAGUGUGCAGUCAGCACCCCCUGGCCUCUUGCAACAGGUGUCCGAGACCAGGACCCGCGCUAUCAUCUACCUCACGGAGAUGACCAUCAUGAGGGAAGAGGACCUCGAAAUCGCCAUUAAGGUGGUGAUCGUCGGGAACGGUGCGGUAGGCAAGUCAUCUAUGAUACAGAGAUACUGCAAGGGUUCCUUCACUAAGGACUACAAGAAGACCAUCGGUGUCGACUUCCUCGAGAGGCAGAUAAAGGUGGAGGAGGAAGAGGUGCGACUUAUGUUAUGGGACACAGCGGGUCAGGAGGAAUUUGAUGCCAUCACUAAAGCCUAUUACCGCGGUGCCCAGGCCUGCGUCCUUGCCUUCUCCACCACAGACAGAGACUCCUUCGUUGCCAUCAAUAAGUGGAAAAAAAAGGUUGAAGAUGAAUGUGGCAGCAUCCCCAUGGUAUUGGUACAAAACAAGAUUGAUCUCAUUGACCAGGCUACUGUCAAACCGGAUGAGGUUGAAUCUCUGGCACGGGAACUGCGUGUACGUCUAUACAGAACAUCGGUGAAAGAGGAUCUCAAUGUAGACCAAGUGUUCAACUAUCUGGUGGACCAGUACUUGGCCAUCAUCAAUCAUUCAGAAGAUGUUUACACCACCAAGAAUGUUGGAGAGAGUGAGUAUGGAAAGAGGGAGAAGGGAUUGGAAUGGAUUAAAAAAGGAUUUGGAGAAUAAGGCAUUAUAGGAGAUAAUGUAGAAUAAUUUGGUGUGAAUAAAUUCAUGUUUACAUUCUGGGACAAAGGAGAGGAGGCAGUGAGUAAAGUACUGGUCCCAUAUAGGGAGAAAAAAAUUUAAAUUAUUAGUAAUGUCGAAACGGUGCUUGAGCAAUAAGCAUCAGUGAGGUUUGAUCCAAAAAGGAGGAUUACCUCCAAUUCCUCAGAUCAAGAGCUCUUCACCAGCAUUAAGGCACCCCUUUCUCUUGAAGUAAACAAAGUUGUACUCAGGAUAGAAAUAUGCUAUACUGUAGCAAAUAGGAUGUGGGAGAUCGUAUGGAUUCAGUAGUGAGGAUCAUAAAAUGGGUAUAUCUUUGGUGCAUCAGAUGUUGGGCUAGGUCAAGGGUGGAGAACCUUCCUAUGUUGGAAGGCCUCAUUAAAGUUAGCUGUAAUCUAACAAGGCCACAUUCAAGAAGUGAUGCAAGGAGGGAGGAGUAUAUGGAGAGAGAGAGGUUAAGAGAGUAAGUAAGUAAGUUUAUUUAGGUAUACACAAAUACAGUUACAAAGAAUUAUCAUACAUAGCAGCAUAUGUGUAGAGAACCUAGGAUAACCCAAAAAAGUCAGACAGAGUGACUUAUUUCCAUUGGUGAAGCAAUGUAAAAAGAGAGCAAAUGAGAGGG